CUCCGCUGACAAAUCUCGCAUGAACACUGAUGAAUAUUGAAAAUGUAUAACUAUUGUAAUCGUUUGCCUGAUCAAAGAUUCUAUUGGGAAUUGGGCGCAAGUGUUUGCGCAGCUGUUUUGGAAGCGAAGUGGAUGGUAAUCGCGGGAUAUUAUUAGAAUAUUUGGGGAAAAUCAAAGAACUAUAUAAGGACUUUCAGAUUAUUAGUUAUCAUUUCACAUCUUUUUCAGAUAAAGGAAGAAUUUUGCCUUGUUGCUGUGAUUAGAGAUAUAUCUGCAGGAAAAAUGAAGUCUCUUGCCAUUCUUUUGUGCCUUUGCCUUUCCCAAGUUCUUUGCGUUCUCGGUCUACGCGAUGGAAACUGCACCGAUCCAAACCUCACAAAUCAGCUGGAUGCUAAUUGCUACAAUUAUAGUUACGGCAAUCCGAUUCAGUUUGCGACCUGCAUCCAAACUAACUAUCCCAAUGGAGGCUACUCUUACAAAUAUGACUGCUACUUUGUUCACGAAUGCCCAAAAGCUGACCAAAACUGCCAGAACUAUUGCAAAUCUUAUGGCUAUCCAUAUUCCUGCACUAUUCCAAGCAAAAGAGUCUAUUGUGCCUGCGGCAAAAUAUUGAACGACAAGCAAGUGUAUUACUAUUACGGAUAUUAAGUAAGCAUAACGAGCAGGAUGGAAUAAAGAAGACAUCGGAAAUUACCAAUCCACAACAAAAAGAUUUUAUUUUUUCUCAUUUAACGCAUUCUACUGAAAUUCAAAACCUUCUUAAUCUUGUACUAAAUUUCAUUCAAUUUAUGUAAUAUGUGUAUAUCUUUUAUGAAAUUAAAAGUUUUGUUAUCCUA
This is a messenger RNA of Argiope bruennichi, 836 nucleotides long. RefSeq lists its product as uncharacterized. The record is from RefSeq and is a predicted model, not a curated record. Lineage: Eukaryota; Metazoa; Arthropoda; Arachnida; Araneae; Araneidae. Bases 283 to 648 code for a protein of 121 amino acids. The transcript is spliced from 4 exons.